GUGUCAGCCAGUUCAGUGUAUGGCGUUAUAUAGUAAUGUAGGAUAUUAUGGGUAUUUCCACUUCUUCCUGGUAGCCAUAUUGUGUUGUUGUGGCUAUGACAUUUUGGUGGUUACGUCUUCGUUCGCAGCCGCUAAUGUGAGAUUAUGUAACCAACUUUACCAGUAAAAGUACUUUAGUGAUGUCUUUUACAUCCAGUGACUCGUGACUAAGCACAUGCAACCUGGGCUUGUCACGGUACACACCAUGGAUCAUUGAUGGUUAAAGCAAGACAGUUUCGUCCUCAAAUGGAAGGUGCGAUUGGAGGCCUGUUGACAGAGGGAGAAUCGAUCGCCUCGACCACAGAAGAUCAAGGUGUCCCAAGUGAAGAGAGGACAGUUGUCAUCUACAUGGUUGGUGCAAGUAAACACGCCGACGAAGUGGAAGCAUCAUUCAGAAACAACGGUAGAAGUAUACAGCGACUCCAGUAUGACAAUGCCGAGACAUUCAAAGAGGCCAUCAAUACAGACUGUUCACGUAUGAUUGUCCUGAUUGAGGAACAGUUUUCUAAACUGUUGGAAGAUGAAUACAGGAUCUGCAAAAGUACUCUUAAAGAUCUUGUAGAAGCUGGAAAGGAUGUUCAAUUAAUCAGUGUUUUGGACAAUAAGGAAACCCAUCUGGAAGUGAAGUAUAAGCUUCCUGAAGCCAUGAGAGAAAACUUUGUUCAUCAUACGCAGAUUCCCAAAAGUACCAAUGGCUAUGUGGCUCUUGAGGAUGACCUUACAUCAGCGGCACAGGUUGGCAAUAACAACCGUAUUGAAGUCAAACCCGGUGCUGACAACAUAGACGCACUGCAAGUGGGGACAAGUAACACAUUUUCCACAUCCAGUGAUCGUCCUCUAUCAGCGGCACAGGUUGGCAACAACAACCAUAUUGAAGUCAAGACAGGUCCUGACAACAUCGACACACAGCAAGUGGGGAGAAGUAACGCAUUCUCCGUAUCCAGUGAUCGUCCUCUAUCAGCGGCACAGGUUGGCAACAACAACCAUAUCGAAGUCAAGGCAGGUGCUGACAACAUCGACACACAGCAAGUGGGGAGAAACAACACAUUUUCCGUAUCCAGUGGUCCUUCGGUUCAGGGCAUCAAGUUGACCAUAGAGGCAACCGAUGGAUUAUGCGUUCAAAUCAAGAAUCACAUCGACAGAAAUAUUCCUCACAUCAACGUCCUCCUGAAACCACUGAACGCCAGGGUUGAGUCCACAGAUUUAGGAUCUGUCAUCAUCAACGUCACGGUGGAGCCUGGAACAAAACUUGGACCAGUUUGGCUAAGGGAAGUCAUCACUAAGAUCCUGUCUGAAGACAUCUUUGCUAAACUGCCAAAAGGUACCCGGAUGGAAGUCUGCAUCAGUGCAUCUCUUCCACUCACCCCUCUGGACGUGGAUAUAUUCGGAACAAGCAUUGAGGCGGUUAACAGAGAUGGAUACACACCACUACAUUGUGCUGUCGCUACGAAGAACUUGGAGAUAGUUGAACUCUUUGCAGAAAAGUUUGGAAAUAAAGAGAGUAAUCCUACAUCCUGCAACCCUACAGACAUAUCAUAUCUUACAAAACUCAUGGUCAAACAUGGAGCAGACGUCAACGCUCUCAACAAAGAAAACCUCACACCAUUACAAGUGGCUGCUUCGUGGCAAAGUUUUGAUGUUGUGGCAGUUUUACUUACUGAAGGCGCGGACGCGAAUGUUGUCGAUACAAAUGGUCAAACACCACUGCACCAUGUAUUUGGGUCAAACCAGAAAACUGGUGCAGUUACUAAGACACACAGACUUAAGGAAGCACCGAGAAUAAGUCAUGUUGGGCCCCAAUCUGUAGAUACAGAUAAACCUGAUAAUGAUGGAGCUGGUGAAGCUCAAUCUUCAAAGUUUGACAUACUAGAUAGUGAAGGUAAUACUCCACUCCACAGUGCAGUCAAGGGAGACUUCACACAAGGAGCUAUCACUCUAGUGAAAGCUGGGGCAAGUGUAACUACCAAGGACAAUGUCAUGGACACCCCCCUCCAUAUACUUGCGAGAAAUACAAACAUGAUGAAUACUAACAGCGAAACUGAUGCAGUAAUGAAGCUUAUUGAAUGCAGCAGAGAUAUCAAUGUUAAAGAUAACAGUGGUAAUACACCUUUGAUGGUGGCCGUCGAGAUGAACAAAGACAUCUCACCGCUGCUCAAAGCUGGAGCUGAUGUCAAUGCUAAAAAUGUACAUGGCGAUGCAUCACUAAUCAUAGCUGUUCAAAGGGACCAUGUGAAAAUGGUAGAAACAUUAAUAAAGGCCGGAUCUGAUGUGAACACGAGCAACUCAUGUGGUGAUACAGCUUUGAUGAUAGCUGUAGAGAGGGGAUGUAAGGAAAACAUUUUAGCAAUACUCCAAUGUGGGGCGGAUGUCAAUGCUAAAAAUGUACAUUUUGGUGAAACAGCGCUCCACAAAGUUGCUGAGCAUGCAAUGUCAAAGCAAGCGGUACAUGCGAGAAGAAACGGUGAGGAAAAAGGUAAAACACCUUCAAGUCCAUUCAACAUUAGUCAGGAUAUUGCAGACAUUGUUGAAACUCUUCUCAAGGCUGGAGCCGACAUCAAUGCCAAAGAUGACAAAGGUAAAACACCUCUGAUGACUGCUAUAGAGGGGAUUUCAAAGCAGAGAGAGGGAGAAAGUAACCUCAUCCCACAAUUAAUUGCUAGGGGAGCUAAUGUGAACGCUCAAGAUUCGGUUGGUCAGACGCCCUUGAUGAUGGCUGUAGCAGCAGGACAUGAUAUCUCACCACUACUCACAACUGGGGCAGAUGUCAAUUCAAAGAAUAAAUCUGGUAAAACAGCACUGCAUUUUGUCUCUCGAAACCGUCAUGGCUUUGACACAACAAUCAUCCAAAAACUGAUUGCUGCUGGAGCUGACGUCAGUGCUCAAGAUAAUGACGGUAACACGCCCCUGAUUAUGGUUGUAAAAGCAGGACAUGAUGUCUCACCACUACUCACAGCCGGGCCGAAUGUUGACUUAAAGAAGAAAUCUGCCUUUUGUUCAAUAGCCUAAAACGUUUUGCGACAUUCUGUAAGAACAUUCUGUUCACCUGAUGAACGCAGAGUUUUGUGCAAACGUUUUGCAAAAUGGCGUUAUCUUUAGAAGAACGUGUAGUUCUCAGUGAAUUAGCAGAGGGAACCUGCCUGCUACCUGCUGUGAACAUUGCAAGGAUAUCAUCCUUAACAUCAACUAUAACGCUGGGUAUGUGUUUGACAACUCAAGAGCAAACAGCAAGUGUGAAGGGCUACGUUGAAACAGUAAUUCCAGAAUACAGGGACUUCGAUUUCAGAUCACAUUUCAGGAUGAAAAGAUCGACGUUUCAGGUACUAGUGACACUAAUUUUAUUCGGACAAAAGAAUUCAUCAUCAUCAUCAUCAUAAAAAAACACAUUCCAAACUGGAGUAUAUUUAGAACAUGCCAAAUACUAUUUGGACAAGAGGAAACCAACUGCAUUAAAUUGGGUUAACAAAUCUUAUUAGUUGAAGUUUAACUAUUUCCAUACUGGUAGGGUAAUAUUACUGGCAGAUCCCAUAGAAUAAUAAUUUAGCCAGCAUGGAAAGGGUUAAAGAAUCUACUGAGCCAGUAGUAUGAGUACUGUUUCUUGUUGUAGGACCUUUGUGAACCAAUUGCACCACUGUUACCCGAGAGAACACUGACUGCAGAACGAAAGCUACUGUCAACUUUGUAGCUACUUGCCAAUCAGGAAUCCUAUCGUGGUAUUGCCGACAGGUUUGGUUUGAGCAAAGGAUCCCUGCAUGUUAUUGCUCUCAGUGUCUGUCGAGCAAUUUCUUCAACAGUCAAGGAAUAUGUAAAGUUGCCAACUCUCGAUGGACUAGGGGCUGUGGCUGAAGGAUUUUCCAAACGGUGUGGAUUCCCUAAAGUUAUUGGUGCCAUUGACGGUACUCAUAUUCCAAUCUCUGGUACAUCCUGUAAUAGAGAUGCAUUCAUCAACAGGAAGGGUUACUCGAGCAUGCAGUUACAGGUCGUUUGCGACGCCAAACUGCAGUUCACCGACAUUUAUGUAGGCUGGCCUGGGUCGGUUCAUGACUGCAGAGUUUUCAAGAACAGCCCAUUAAGACGCAAACUUGAGCAAGGAUAUUUGCAGCAUGUCUGUUGCAUAAUUUUAUUCUCAUGAGGGAAAUGUUUUAUGAUGACAUUAUUGGUGAUGACGAUCACCAGGCAGAUGAGUUGAUCGAUGAAGAGGCACAACUCGAGGGGUUGCCACCUGAUGCUGUUGCAAAGAGGAAUGACAUUGCCCUUCUCCUGUAGAUUUAAUCUGUGUUUUCAAGACCCUUAACUCAUGGUGACACUGCCAUGCC
Molecule: messenger RNA, 4352 nt
Organism: Haliotis rubra (blacklip abalone)
Lineage: Eukaryota; Metazoa; Mollusca; Gastropoda; Lepetellida; Haliotidae
Product: putative ankyrin repeat protein RF_0381
Exons: 12
Coding region: 256-3045 (929 amino acids)
Molecular function (GO): protein binding
Source: RefSeq, a predicted model, not a curated record